ACGAAGAAGAUCUUGAGGAGGAAGACUUGGAUGAAGAAGAUUGUUUAACUUCUGAGGAUGAAGAGAUGUAUUAUUAUGAUGGCGAUCACGAAAGAAAAGAUUACCACAUUGAUGAUGAAGGGGAUUUCUCCAUGAAUUAUGGGUAUAUGAAAAAAUGGCUGCACAUGGAGGACGAUGAGUUACUUCUCCCAUAUGGAGAAAGUGAUCAAGAACAGAACUAUAUAUCAAGUGAUCUUGAAGAGGAUAUGAGAAAGGAGGAGGAGGAAUGUUUAAGAAAAGGGAAACCUUCCCUCUUUAUCGACGUUGAUAGUAUUGAGCAUAACGAUUGUACCCAAAGAAUAAUUGAUCAGUAUAUUGAAAUGGUGUAUGAAAACUGGAAAUCAGAAAAGCUCCCUAAGCUCGAGGAAAAGAAGUGGAAACAUUGGGUCAAAUUGUUGCCACCAAGAAAGCAU
Molecule: messenger RNA, 452 nt
Organism: Acaulospora morrowiae
Lineage: Eukaryota; Fungi; Glomeromycota; Glomeromycetes; Diversisporales; Acaulosporaceae
Source: the annotation of a GenBank genome assembly